Setaria italica (foxtail millet) is the source of this 2246-nucleotide messenger RNA. RefSeq names its product beta-amylase 2, chloroplastic. Gene Ontology annotation, biological process: polysaccharide catabolic process. Gene Ontology annotation, molecular function: beta-amylase activity. The record is from RefSeq and is a predicted model, not a curated record. NCBI's taxonomy places the organism in Eukaryota, Viridiplantae, Streptophyta, Magnoliopsida, Poales, Poaceae. The transcript has 3 exons. Bases 222 to 1913 code for a protein of 563 amino acids.
GCGGGGGCUCCCCUCCGCUCCCCGGAACAAUAAUAACUCGAUCCCAGUCCAGAUCGUCGCAGCAGAGGAAUCCCAGGGUCCCGGGCCGAAUCCAUUUCCAGUCUCUUCGGCCAAGAUCCAUUUCGUUCCUAGUUUUUUCUUUUCCUUGGUGAUCUGAUCUAGUCGCCCGUUCGCGUUCAAUAAUCCUAGCGGACAUCUCAUCUCGUCAGCCGUUACUGCGUAUGAUGGCGCUCAACCUUGCGCACCAGACCGGCGCGGCGGCGGCCGUGGCGGCGGCGGUACCGGCGGCGCCGCGCUCGGCGGUCGUCGCGGCGGCGGCCACCGUCGCGUCGCCCUCGACGGCGCCCUCCUCGGCACCCGCGCUCCAGGCGCAGACGCUGACGGUGGACCCGGCCCCGGUGCAGGCGACGGACUCGGUGAAGUCGGACCUCGCCAUGGCGUGCCAGGCGCUGGUGGAGGCCGCGCCGGAGGCGGAGCACGCGGACGUGGCCGCCGAGCUGAAGAGCAAGGCCGGCGUGCCGGUGUUCGUGAUGAUGCCGCUCGACACGGUGCGCAAGGACGGCAACAGCCUCAACCGGCGGAGGGCGGUGGAGGCCAGCCUGGCGGCGCUCAAGAGCGCCGGCGUCGAGGGCAUCAUGGUGGACGUGUGGUGGGGUAUCGCCGAGGCCGAGGGCCCCGGACAGUACAACUUCAACGGCUACAUGGAGCUCAUGGAGAUGGCCAGGAAGAACGGGCUCAAGGUGCAGGCCGUCAUGUCCUUCCACCAGUGCGGCGGCAACGUCGGCGACUCAGUCACCAUACCACUUCCGAAAUGGGUUUUGGAGGAGAUGGACAAGGACCAGGACCUGGCCUACACCGACCGGAGCGGGCGCCGGAAUUACGAGUACGUCUCGCUGGGCUGCGACGCGCUGCCCGUGCUCAAGGGCCGCACCCCCAUCCAGUGCUACGCCGACUUCAUGCGCGCCUUCCGCGACCACUUCGCCACCUACAUGGGCAACACCAUCGUCGAGAUCCAGGUCGGCAUGGGCCCCGCCGGCGAGCUCCGCUACCCGUCCUACCCGGAGAGCAACGGCACCUGGUCCUUCCCUGGCAUCGGCGAGUUCCAGUGCUACGACAGGUACAUGCUGAGCAGCUUGAAGGCGGCGGCUGAGGCCGUGGGCAAGCCGGAGUGGGGCAACGCCGGACCGGGCGACUCCGGCAGCUACAAGGACUGGCCGGAGGACACGCCCUUCUUCCGGCGCGAGGGCGGGUGGAACACGGAGUACGGGCAGUUCUUCAUGAGCUGGUACUCGCAGAUGCUCCUGGAGCACGGCGAGCGCAUCCUCUCGGCGGCGACGGGCGUGUUCACGGCGUCGCCGGGGGUGAAGAUCUCGGUGAAGGUCGCCGGGAUCCACUGGCACUACGGCACCCGGUCCCACGCGGCGGAGCUGACGGCGGGGUACUACAACACCCGGCACCACGACGGGUACCAGCCGAUCGCGCGGAUGCUGGGGCGCCACGGCGCAGUGCUCAACUUCACGUGCGUGGAGAUGCGGGACCACGAGCAGCCGCAGGACGCGCAGUGCCGUCCCGAGGCGCUGGUGCAGCAGGUGGCGUUGGCGGCGCGGGACGCCGGCGUGGGGCUCGCCGGGGAGAACGCGCUGCCCCGGUACGACGAGACGGCGCACGACCAGGUGGUGGCGACGGCGGCGGAGAAGGCCGAGGAGGAGCGGAUGGUGGCGUUCACGUACCUCCGCAUGGGGCCCGACCUGUUCCAGCCCGACAACUGGCGCCGCUUCGCCGCGUUCGUGAAGCGCAUGUCCGGCGCCGGGAAGCGGGACAUGUGCAGGGAGCAGGUGGAGCGGGAGGCCUCCGGCGUCGCCCACGCCACCCAGCCGCUCGUGCAGGAGGCCGCCGUCGCGCUCACCAACUAAUCGACCGGGGCGUCGCGUUCCCCCGCGGCUUGGCUUGUUCGAUCUCUAGACGGUGAUACACCAUACUGCUACGUACUAGUAGUACGAUUCGUAAGCUGCGCUGAUCGGCCAUGCCGAUUUGGCGCGUGUACCGCUGGAAAGUGUAAGAAGGGAAAGGAAGCUGCGAGGUUAGGGGUGGGUGACUGGGCAUGGCACGUAGUUGCCAUGUUCGAAGCUUAGCAGGGAGAUUUGAGUCUGAUGCUCUUCUGCUGCUGUUAAUAACCUACGAAAAUGUAUGGAUAAACCCAUGAUUUGUACUGCUAUGAUAUCAAGAAAAAGAACAAUUUUCAUCAA